AUGCCUUUGUUGUUGAUGCUGUCUGUCACUUCUCACUAUGUUUCUCUGUUUCUCUUUCUGUUUCCCUCUCUGUCUCUCUCUGUCUCUGUUUCCCUCUCUGUCUCUCUCUGUCUCUGUUUCCCUCUCUGUCUCCUCUCUCUCUGUCUCUCAACUCUCUCAUCUCCUCUCUCUCUCUCUCAACUCUCUCAUCUCCUCUCUCUCUCUCUCAACUCUCUCAUCUCCUCUCUCUCUCUCAACUCUCUCAUCUCCUCUCUCAACUCUCUCUCGUCUCUCUUGUCUCUUCUCUCUCUCUCUCUUUUUUUCCAACAAAAGUUGACAAGUCGUUCGUCCGUCCAGUCGGUCAAUCGAUGCGACCCGACCUUGCAUGCAUUUGUUUUCCUUGAGGGGACGUUUCCGACCUCGUUUCAUCCCUGUGUGAGCCAGCGUCAAGGGCGCUCCAAGCAGGCCAAGCCUAGUCCCCCAGCACUUGCAACACCCCGUCUCUCCGAUGUCCUCGCAACCGAGCAACCGUCCCAAUACCAGCCCGCCAGUCUUAUUCCUGCGGGCAAAGAUGGAUCGGACCUUGAUAAUAGCGCGGAUGCUUCGCUCCCAGAGUCCAAGAGCAUAACGCGGCGCCUAGCCUCCAGUUUCAAGCGUCGCUCGCGCCGUUCCCAAAAGUCACAUUCCGAUCCCUUUCCCCACGUGUAUGGGUUUCACGUCGAAGGCAAUACCCCCAACGUUCUCCGCCUUGGCUUGGAGAACGGAGCCCCCGCUUGGGUCUGCCAGGACGAGAAUCACGGGCCGUUGUCAGUCAUCGUCACGACCACCGACGUCGAUGCCCUCAGUCACUUGGAGCUCGAGGCGCUCAAGGAUUUCAUGCGUCAUCACGUGCAAGAGCUCUUCGAUCACGACAUUUCUGUCGAAGAUCCUCAAGCCGCGCCAGGCCGCCAUAGCUAUGGCCGCCACGGCACCUUGCAAGCCUUUUUUCGGCACAUUGUCGGCGGUGUUCGCAGUGGUUCAGACAGCUCCUCAGGUGACAGCUUUAGCCCCGGCCACCGCCGUCGAGGUUCCUCCACGCAACACAACGAGGCUGGCUAUGUCACUGGCAAGCCCCUCGAUAAGCUCAUCAACGAGGAUCGCCGCAAGCACGCGGACAGCCGUCUCGUCAUGCCCCACUGCGUAACACAAAUGAUUCAAUAUCUUGCCGCCAACGGGCUGAAAAGCAUCGGCCUUUUUCGCGUCAGCGGAUCCACGCGCCGCGUUCAUGAGAUGGCACAGGCUUUGGAUCGCGGCGAGGAGCUUGACUUUGCCAGCACCAACCCCAUUGAGGUGGCCGCUCUCCUCAAAUACUUUCUUCGUCUGCUUCCCGAUCCAUUGCUACCCACCCAUCUCUACGCCCUCUUUACACGCGCAUCGAGUCUCCCCGAGCUUCAGCAGCUGCAGGCGCUACAGGCAGCCUGCCUACUCCUACCUAACAGCCACCGUCGCCUCUUACGUGCCCUGCUCAACCUCCUGGACCUCGUUGCGCGCUCAGCCUCUGGUGACCAUGGCAAUCAAAUGGAUGCCACCAAUCUGGCUGUGGUAAUGGCACCCAACCUCUUGCAGGCCUCGACCGCGCCUCCCUCUCGCACGUCAAGCGUUGGAGAUGCGGCCAGCCUUCGUGACGAUGAGGCUGUGCGGGCCAUGCAACUGCUCAUCACGCACAAUGACCGCCUCUUCCAUGUUUCAGCCACCAUGCGCGAUGCUUGCCUGCAAUUUCAUCGCACUGCUUCACCGCAACUGGUGCACAUCCUUCUCAAGGGCAUGGUGGACCCCGUGAGCGCCUCUCGCACGUCCAGCGUGCAUGGUCUUGGUCCCAUGGCGAGCCUACGCCCCUCCAACCCCCCACGGCCCUCGAGUGCCCCACGGCCCUCGUCCUCUUCGCCACGUCCGUCAUCCCCAUUGACGCGGGCCAACUCUCCGGCUUCGCCCAGCGGUUCCACGUACCACCUGGGUGCUACGAGCCCCAUCCCACCUCCGGAUCGUCCUCGCUUGCAGUCGGCUGAAUUUGCUGGGCUCGACACAGCUUCUUUAGCCAGUCUCGAGCGAGCAUGGAAUCAGGCCUUGCGGCAAGCGUCUCCGGAUCCCCGCACUCGGGCCUACCGUUCCGUGUCUGCUCACACCAGUCCCGCACAGCGCCGUGCGUCGGCGGGACACACCAAUGGAACUUGGGAGCCAAUGGCACCGAACGACCGUUUCAGCAGUCGACGAAGCAGCUCUCAGCACGCACCUGGCACCCCGCCUUACACGCCGAGCCGCUAUGCCCCAGUUGCGGAUGCGCCUUCGCUGCACGUCUCGGAGGUGCUGGCCUCACCGGAGGGGGCGCCAAUGACACCGGAACGCCAUGCUCCUUCUCAUCCAAGCACGCCCAUGUCUGGACCCUCCGCUUCCGCCUUGGGCGUUCGCUUGGGCGGUACACCGGAGUUGGUUGUGGAGCGCUCCCAGUCGCUGGCAAGCCGCCCCACCUCCAGUCAAUCCGGUGGCUCACGCCGCUCAUCUGGGGGUGGAAUGCCCCGUGCCAGAUCCCACCACGAUCGGCGUUCUCGUCCCCCCAGCUUCAAGCUCGACUCUGCUGGGGAGGGCCACGAGUGGCGGCCGCGGAGCCGCGAGGGUCUCACCCGCGGCCGCUCCUCUGGUGGCCUCGUCUUACAAAACAGCACCUUUGUGUAG
Molecule: messenger RNA, 2688 nt
Organism: Monosiga brevicollis MX1
Lineage: Eukaryota; Choanoflagellata; Craspedida; Salpingoecidae
Product: RhoGAP domain-containing protein
Exons: 4
Coding region: 1-2688 (895 amino acids)
Biological process (GO): signal transduction
Source: RefSeq, a predicted model, not a curated record